Molecule: messenger RNA, 4511 nt
Organism: Carassius auratus (goldfish)
Lineage: Eukaryota; Metazoa; Chordata; Actinopteri; Cypriniformes; Cyprinidae
Exons: 14
Coding region: 504-3506 (1000 amino acids)
Molecular function (GO): protein binding; GTP binding
Source: RefSeq, a predicted model, not a curated record
CUGAAUGGAAAUUAAUCUUUUCAUACUUCAGUCUCGUGCAGCAGCGUGUUUGGAUAUAAUUAUGAUUCCAGAUGUAUUCUGCUAAAGUGUAUUUUAGAACUGUUUCAUGAGAAUAGUAGCUCAUCUGUAUUUAAAGCGCACGUUCUUGGAUCUGUAUCUUUGUUUGCUGCUGGCGUUUUCUGUGAACGCGAUCGUCGAUCGGUUUGAUCGGAGCAAAAAGUUCAAAGCAACAACAGAUCACUGUUUUCAGAGACACUGAAAACUGAAACACGGAUUCUGAACGGGUUUGCGAUCUGAUGGAGUAUUAUACACAUUCAUGAACGAGACAGCUGUGUGAGGGUAACGGAAAUGGAAAAUCAACCCGAGACCGAUGAACCGAGGCGAGACUGAUUCCUCACUCUGCGUCCCGUUAUUCUGUUCGGGUCUGAAGCGCGCGUCCUCGCGUGAACGGGUGACCGAAGUAGUAAACAAGUGUUUGUGUUUUGUUUGUUUGUUUUUCGGUCAUGGGCUUUCUGAAAGUUCUUCAGGACUGGUGUCGAGAAGUUUGUGAAGGUUACCCUGAUGUUCUGGUCACAGACCUGAGCUCUUCAUUCACAGAUGGACUGGCUUUCUGUGCGAUCAUCCACAGACAUAGACCCGAUCUACUAGAUUUUCACUCACUGUCCAAACACAAUGUCUACGAGAACAUGCGUCUGGCGUUUGACGUUGCGGAGCGUGAGCUGGGAAUUCCUGCUCUUUUAGAUCCGGAUGAGCUGGUGUCUCUGGAGGAGCCGGAUCAUCUGUCCAUCAUCAUUUACGUCUCUCAGCUCUACUGUGUUUUCAGAAAACACUCUCAUGACAGUCAGAAGAUUCCUGUGGACAGUGAAUCCGGCAGCACCAAACCCCAAGAUCAGACUCACACUAGGAAUGAAGGACGUCUUUCCACCUCAUCAGAGACUGACAUACAAGAACCUCCCAAACCUGCUCCCAGAAAGAGGAAAGAGCCUAAGGAACCUCCUCGCCCCGCCCCCAGAUCACCAGAUCAUUGCCCUAACAACGUCUCGUCUCGGAGUGUCGUCCGUAAGGAACAUCCCUGGAUGAAGCUGAUUAAUCCGGGUCCCUGGUCUCGUCUUCCACCAGCUCCGGCUCCAUACGCUCAUUCACGCCACCAGCCCACGACCUUUAACCCCUUCCUGGAGAAAAAGGAGGACAAGUCCAAUGAUGAGGAGACAAAUGCUUUCAGUUGCGAAAACUCAGUUACACAAAAACCCCAAACCUCAUCUUCAGUUCCCAGCAUGCACCAGGCUGCAGCCCAUGUUCAUGGUUUCCCGCUCAUCAAGAGGAAUGUGAACACACACACACGCAUUUCAGAUGACCAGGUGUGUGAGGAGCAGAAGGAGCUGGAGGAGCGUCUGCUGGAGCUGGAGAGGAGAGGAUUGCAGCUGGAGAGAGAGAUGAGCAGAUGCACCAACGAGAACCUUCUAGUUAAGUGGUUCCUUCUGAUUCAUGAAAAGAGCAUGUUGGUGCGCAGAGACACAGAGCUGGUGUAUAUGGUGAAGCAGCAGAAUCUGGAGGAUGAACAGGUUGAUGUGGAGUUAGAGAUCAGAUACCUCUUCAACAAACCAGAGCAGGACUGGAGCUCUGACGACAGACAACAGGAACAGCAGCUGAUGUCACGCCUGCUGUCAAUCAUCCAGCAGAGAAAUGAUAUCAUCAGCAGCCUGGAUCAGGACAGGAAGAGGGAGGAGGAGGAGGAUGAGAUGCUGAUGGCUGUGAUCCAGAGGAUGGGUCACACAUCAGAAAUGGAACCGAAUGCACAUUUAAACCUGAUUUUACUGGGGACAGCAAAAUCUGGAAAGAGUGCGUCAGGAAACACAAUACUGGGACGAAAAGCUUUUGUUACAAAAGGCGAGCGACAUGUUGCUGUUGUAUCCGAGACCAUCUUUGGGAUUCCAGUCACUGUUCAUGACACACCAAGAUUAUGUGAGAGUCAGAUCAUCGAGAAUCAGAUGCCACUCCAAUAUAAGAGUAUUUUCCAGAAGUGUGAAUCUGGUCCCUGUGUGUUUCUGCUGGUCAUCAAAGCCGACAGAUUCUCUGCAAAUGAGAGAAGAACUGUGGAGAAGAUUGAGACAUUUUUGGGACCAAACCGCUUGAAUAAAACCUGGAUUCUCUUCACCAGAGGAGACAAACUGGAUAAAGGAAACACGACAAUAAAAGAAUUUCUUGAGAGAAAUGAAGCAUUGGAGACACUUCAGAAGUAUGAUCAGAGAUACCAUGUGUUCAACAACAUGAAGAAAGGACCAACUGACCAGGUCAAGGUGCUGCUUGCUAAAAUUAUCCAAACAUCAUAUCUGGUAAAUGCAUCAGAUGGAGGAAUGCUGCCCAGACGGAUCACAACAUUCACAACCUUCACUCGCGAUCUUGAUGUCAUUAACCGUUCAUCUAGAAGGAUUGUUCUUCUGGGUAAAACUGGUUUUGGCAAGAGUGCAUCGGGAAACACAAUACUGGGACAGAAGGUGUUUAAAUCUGAGGUUAGCUCAAAUUCAGUAACCUGUCAAUGUUCAGUGAAUCAUGCCACUGUUUCAGGUAGAUCUGUGUCUUUAGUUGAUACUCCUGGACUGUUUGACACACCAGAUGAGGUGAACACUGAUGAGCAGGUAAAGAAAGAGAUAGCGAGAAGUGUUUAUUUGUCCAGUCCUGGACCUCACGCUUUUCUCAUUGUUCUGCGUGCAAAUGACAGAUUCACUGAACAUGAGCAGCAGAUUCCUAAAAUGAUUGAGAUGAUGUUUGGUCAGGAGGUGUUAAAAUACUCCAUCAUUCUCUUCACUAAUGGAGAUCUGCUGAAAGGUAAGUCCAUAGAGAAUCUCAUUAAGGGGAACAGUCGAUUAAGACAUCUAGUUCAAGAGUGUGGAGACAGAUAUCACGUCUUCAACAAUGAAGAUCAGAGUAACAGAGAGCAGGUGACAGAUCUGCUGGAGAAGAUUGACACAAUGAUAGAGAAGAACGGAGGAGGACACUUCAGUAAUCAGAUGUAUGAAGAUGCUCUGAGAUACAGACAAGAGGAAGAAAACAGAAAGAUAGAGGAAGAGGAGAGAAAGGUGGAGAAUGAAAGAGUCAGAGUUCAGAAUAUCAGAGCAGAGUAUGAAACUCAAGGACUUGAAUGGAGAAAACAACAGGAGACUGAGAGGGUUAGAAAGGAAAAAGAUGAAAUGUUACACAGAGCACAAAGUAACCCUGAAUUAGAAGAAUUUUAUAGGCAGUAUAACCAUAGGUUCAGUUUUUCAGCUUCUAUAACUGGUAAGAAACAAACUGGUUUUGGUGCAGUUGUUGGUGGUGUUUUUGGUCAAGCAAUUGGAGCUAUUGGUGGACCUGCUGGUGCAGCUGUUGGUGCAAUUGCUGGUGGAGCUGCUGGUGCAGCUGUUGGUGGGCCUGCUGGUGGAGCUGUUGGUAAAGUUGUUGGUGGAGUUGUUGGUGAAGCUGUUGGUGGAGCUGUUGGUAAAUUUUUUCAUAGAGUUUUUAAUAAGUAACGUGAAAUUCUCAUGGCCACUGGUGUAGGAGUCCUAAAAUCAUAUUCAGACAAAAAUCCUCCACACUUCAACUGGGAAAAGGGCCCAGAGGAAUAAUUAAAACAUAUUCUUUAAUGAAGGAAUCUUUAGGGAUGUAAACCACCAAUACAAUUAAAUAGCCAGACUGUCCCCCCUGUAUUUGAUAUUUGUGAUGCUGCACAUUACGCAGUGCUCGCUUUUUAGGAUGACUGAAAUUUUAAAAGUUCUCCAGUGUCUUUUCUGCAUCGUCUGCAGUGCUGUAUCAGUGCUCAUCAAUGUCAAAAUGAGUGAGAUGGCCAAUCAAAUCAAAUAAGGCAGGACUUUACACAAAAGAUGAGCAUGAAUUCCAACAUGAUACUUAGUUUUAAUGGUGGAAGAGUGUCUGGUAAGAUGUAAGUAGCUAAACAUUUUACAUUUGACUGUUUUAAGACAGAAUGUUUAACGACUGACAGUAAAGCCCAAAGUAUAACUCAUUUUUGUAUGUGUACAUUAGCAUAUGCGUACAGACCAAACACGUAGCCUUUGAAGCAGGGGCAGACUUAACCAAUAAGUGAGGUACAGUAAGUGGCCAUUUGGGACCCCGAUAUAUUUGGCAAAUGCUCCAGUAUUUAUGUUCUGGAGAACACAAAGUGCUGAGUUCUGCAAGCUUGUGAAUCCUCUUAUUAUAAAAGCGUGUAGAUACGAUGUAAAUAACAGAUUGAUUGUGCAGUGAAAACAGCUUCACUGAUUAACAGAACAUCUUGAGAUCUCAGUGAACUGAAGUGAAUGACAGCUUUUAGUGACUGUAGUGGGAGCGCUCUUUGCACACUUUCUAGGCUGUAUCAUCCUGUCUUUCUCAGAACAGAUAUAUUAACCUCAGAGAAGAAAGUAUUGUUUCAUGUCAUGAUAAUAUUUGUCUUGAUCUUUCAAAAUGACUCGCUUGUGCACUUUUCCUAUGUGUACCGGCACAAACUGCUACACACUCAUACAGAUGCAUGAAUGCCAUGA